AUGGAGGGCAUUACAUCCUCGCUCCCUUCUUUCGGAGCGAUUUCUUUCACAAAGAAGAAGAGGAGGAAGAAUGGUCCUGGGAAUUCGAGAGAGCAGCACACAGCCAGAUCGGAAGAGCGCAAAUGGCAGCAGCUGUUCGACGAUCCAGCAAAGUGGUCGGACAAUCGAUCAUCCAAGAAAUCUCCCAAGGAUCCAGAUUUCGUCCACGUCUUCACGUGGGAAGGCCUGUGGAUUGAUUCCUGCGGCUGCCCGAGCUGGGUGCCAAUCAAGCUCGAGUCUCUCGGCACCAAAUAUCGCUCCAGCGUUCUUCCAUCAGACCAAGAAACGCUCAAACUCUACUCGAGAAUGCGAGAACAAGGAUCAGCUCCAGGCAUUUCUUUGAUCCUCGCAGCGCUCAAGGCUUGCAGCAAUCUCAAGCAGCUGGAGAUCGGCAUGGAGAUCCAUUCUCGCUUGGACAGUGACGAAGCAUCGAACGAUUUCGUGGCCAGCGCUCUCGUCCAUAUGUACUCGGCGUGUGGAAGCUUGCAAAGCGCUCGCUCGGUGUUUGAGAAGAUGGUGGCUCCAGACCUGGUGGCUUGGAACGCUAUGAUCAGAGGCUACGUUCAAGGUGGCGAUGGCGAUCGAGCUCUCGGCCUCUUCUCUCGGAUGGAAACAACUGGGAUCGAGCCGGAUGGCCGGACUUUCGUAGCGGCCUUGAACGCCUGCGCCAGUGGUGCUGAGAAGGCUGGAAGUGUUGGAUCGAGAGAAGAGCUUCUAGAGAUCGGGAAGAGGAUUCACGCUCGCGCUGCCAAGAAGAGGUUCGACUUGGAGGAUAUGUUCUUGGCGAGCAGUUUGGUCGACAUGUACGCAAAGUGUGGAAGCAUGGAAGAAGCUCGUCGGGUGUUCCAGAGAGUUGGAGCACAAAAGGCUGAUGUUGCGUUGUGGACUGCUAUGAUCUUUGGUUACUCUCGGGCUGGCGACGCAAAGCUAGCUCUAGAGUUCUUCUGCAGGAUGGAAAGUGAAGGUGGGAUUCGACCGAAUGCUCGGACCUUUGUUGCCGCGAUCGCUGCUUGCACGGGUCUUGCAACGAGGAGAUCAAUCAGGCCGGAAGUUGACGACGAUGAUCAUCGAGAACUUCUGGAGAAGGGACGAUUGAUUCACUCGCAGGUCGUAGAACUCGGACUGGAGCUGGACACAUAUGUUAGUAGCAGCCUGGUGGAUUUCUACUCCAAGUGUGGGAGCAUGAUCGAGGCUCGAAGGGUUUUCGACAGGAUUCCACUGGCAAAACGAGACGUCGUCUUGUGGACGAGCCUGGUUCUUGGAUAUGCACAGGGUGGCGAAGGAGAGAUCGCUCUCGAGCUGUUCUCGCGCAUGCAAAGUGCUGGUUUGAGACCGAAUGCUCGAGCUUUCGUCGCUGCUCUCGCUGCCUGCUCGAGCUUAGCAGCAGAAAGACAAGAAUCCAGUGGAAAAGUCUCCAAACUUUCGUGGCUUCUAGGGAGAACAAUGGAACUCCACGCUCAAGCUGCGAGGACGAACGAUCUAGAGGACGUUUUCGUUACCAGUUCGCUGCUCGAUCUCUACUCCAAGUGCGGUGGAAGCAACCUGGAGAGAACAAACCGGGUUUUCGAUCAGAUGGCCUCUCACGACGUGGUUUCUUUCACGGCAGUGAUCUCCGGCUAUGCUCAGAGCCAAGCUCCAGAUAUGGCGCUCGCGUUUCUCUCGAGCAUGAAACGCGAAGGCCACGCUCCAAAUGCCUCGACUUACGCUGCUGCGAUCAAAGCUUGCGCAAAGAUGGCGGCCGUGGACGCCGGAAGAAAACUCUACUUGCAAGCUUGCAAGGCCGAGCUGGGAGAAGAUAGUGCCGUGGCUUGCGCUGCGAUCGACUUCUACGGCAAAUGCGGCAGCAUGGUCGCCGCAAAACAGGUUUUUGAUUGCGUGACAAGAAUUCCCAGCAACAAAAGUGAUCCAGUGAUUUGGAGCUCGCUCAUCUCGGGUUAUAGCCACAAUGGCGAUGCUCCAAGAGUGUUUGAUCUCUUUGAAACAAUGAGAAAGGAGCGUGUCAAACCGGAUAGCAUCACUUUUCUCUCGGUUCUAGCCGCGUGUAGCCACGCCGGGAUCGUCGAUCGAGGAAAGGAGCUGUUUUUAUCGAUGAGUUCUCCGGAGUAUGGAUUAAAACCAGCGAUGGAGCACUACAACUGCGUGAUUGACAUGCUCGGACGAGCAAACCGGCUAGACGAUGCCUUUCUCUUGGCAAAAACAAUGCCGUGGAAGCCAAGUGUGGAGAUCUGGACGACGCUGCUGGAUGCCAGUCGAAAGUGGGGGAAUUUGCGAGUGGGAAGAGCCGCGUUUCAAGCCAUCAAGGGAAUGGACGAGCGGAACAGCGCCAGCUACUUACUAAUGGCCGAAACUUUGAUAAGUUGCUAGAGUUUCUUCCGCGAAGUCUGGGAACUUCCGUACGACAAAGCUUAAAGUUUGAUCGGUUGUUGGGCCACGAAAUCGAGUGCUGGCCCGACCGUGCUUGGUGGUCUCGCGAUUGAGACGGCACAUUUGAGCAAACGAAGAAUCAAAGCAAUACAGCUGUGAGUUGGCUCUGCGAUUUUGGAACGUUUAAUCGUGUUAGCAAUGUCAAUCGAUAAUAGCGUGGAAAAAAAAUGGCCUUGGGCGACAGUCCGGAAAAGGAAGAACGCAAGGAAUAAAAUUUUGGUUCAAGUAUUUCUGUCAGAUCUUUUCUCCGCUCUGUAUUAAGCUAAGAACUUCACGUUCAUAUU
Selaginella moellendorffii is the source of this 2747-nucleotide messenger RNA. Its product is annotated as pentatricopeptide repeat-containing protein At4g18520, chloroplastic-like. Gene Ontology annotation, biological process: RNA modification. The record is from RefSeq and is a predicted model, not a curated record. The transcript has 2 exons. The coding region runs from base 1 to 2403 and encodes 800 amino acids. Gene Ontology annotation, molecular function: protein binding; RNA binding. Lineage: Eukaryota; Viridiplantae; Streptophyta; Lycopodiopsida; Selaginellales; Selaginellaceae.